This is a messenger RNA of Aspergillus campestris IBT 28561, 1820 nucleotides long. RefSeq lists its product as uncharacterized. The coding region runs from base 28 to 1716 and encodes 562 amino acids. The transcript has a single exon. NCBI's taxonomy places the organism in Eukaryota, Fungi, Ascomycota, Eurotiomycetes, Eurotiales, Aspergillaceae. The record is from RefSeq and is a predicted model, not a curated record.
AAUUUCAUUGAAGGGAAGAACAUCACGAUGGUCUCCUCCACCUCACCGAGAGGCAUCGCCCUGCAACGGGCCCAGGCGGACCUAAUGCGCGACCGUAUCACGAGGGUCUGGGAAGACUACCGGGAUCUCACCAACUACUUCUCUAUUGAGAUAUCGUCACAGAGAAUGUAUAAGUUGAGACAUUUCUUGGAAUCCGAGCUUCUCUCUCUUCAUGGCCAGCCGUUCGAGUUCUACGACCAGCAAGACAAGGUUGACUAUCUGCUAUUGCAAAAUUACCUCCAGAGACAGCUUCGCAGCAUCGAGCUCAAUACCAAACUGGACGAAAAUGCAAAGCCGUUGUUCCCGUUCAGUGAGAGCAUUGUGAGUUUGUGCGAGGCACGAGCAGCGGUCGUUCCCCUGCAGCCGAAGCAUGCCGCAGAGCAGCUGUUUGAAACGCGAAAACAGAUAGCGGAUGUGACGGCUGGCGUGGAGAAGGGCGAGUACGCCUCGAUGACGAAGUCUAGCGCUUUUCGUGGAGCGAGAAUAAUCGAUUCUAUGCGACACCAUCUCGAGGAGUGGUAUGGUUUCUAUAAAGGGUAUGAUCCCAUGUUCGAUUGGUGGGUGGUCCAGCCCUAUGAACAGGUAGACGAGUCCUUGAAGAAACUCGAGGAAACCAUUAAAGAGAAGCUCGUUGGCAUCACACCAGGCGAUGAAGACACCAUCGUGGGAGAGCCAAUUGGCCAGGAUGGACUCCUGGCAGAGCUAGAAGCUGAGGUGAUCCCGUACACACCGGAAGAAAUCAUCAAAAUCGGGGAGCGGGAGUUCACUUGGUGCGUCGACGAACUGAAGAAAGCUUCCCGCGCAAUGGGAUAUGCCGACGAUUGGCAGAAGGCACUGGAAAAGGUCAAGAACGACUACGUCGAGCCGGGACAGCAAACCCAGCUCGUCCGAACGCUCGCACAAGAGGCCAUUGCGUUCGUGGAGGACCAUCACCUCGUCACCGUGCCAGCUAUCGCCAAAGACACCUGGCAGACGUUCAUGAUGUCGCCCGAGCGCCAGAAAAUGAAUCCGUUCUUCCUAGGUGGCGAGUCGAUCAUCGUGUCCUACCCAACGGAUACAAUGGACCACGGAGCGAAGAUGAUGAGCAUGCGCGGCAACAACAUCCACUUCUCCCGCGCGACUGUCUUCCACGAGCUCAUCCCGGGUCAUCACCUCCAGUUCCACGUCAACGCACGCCACCGACCCUACCGCCUCUUAUUUGACACGCCGUUCUGGGUUGAAGGCUGGUCCCUGUACUGGGAAAUGAUUCUAUGGGACGACGAGCGAUUCAAGAAGACCCCGGAGAAUCGAAUGGGGAUGUUGUUCUGGCGACUCCACCGGUGUGCCCGUAUUAUCUUCUCGAUCAACUUUCACCUGGGCAAGAUGACGCCGGAAGAGUGCGUGGAAUUGCUGGUGCAGCAGGUUGGACAUGAGCGUGCUACUGCGGAGGGGGAGGUCCGACGGUCGCUAUCGGGCGACUAUUCACCGCUGUACCAGGCUGGGUAUAUGCUGGGAGCGUUGCAGAUCUAUGCCCUGCGCAAGGAGUUAAUUGAGACAAAUCUCGUCGAUGAGCUUGCGUUUCAUGAUCGCUUUUUGAGGGAGAAUAGGAUGCCGAUUGAGCUGUUUCGCGCGUUGAUGCUGAAUUUGCCGCUGUCGCGGGAGUAUCAGGCGAGGUGGCGGUUUUACGGCGAUCUUUAGUAUAUAUUAUCUGCUGUGAUAUAGCUUCUAGGCUUUUUUUGCAUAGCGGUGGUCGUGCCUAGCGUGGACGUCUUACCAUCGAGAAUGGAAGAAGGCGGUUUAAC